UAGGAGUCCAUCUAGAUUUCUUGUGCCUUUACUUUUAUUUUUUUAACUUAUUAUAAACAUGGAUCUCUCUUGGUGUAUUAUUUGCGAUCGUCAUUGUGUUGAAGACAACUUGUAUUGCUCUGAAUUAUGCCGUGUUCAAGAUGCUAACCACAAUCACUCUACCAUUACCAAACAAACCAAGACUGCUGUUACUCCACCAUCUUCGCCAUUAUUGGAUCCUUUCUUUUCAUCAUUCAAUCAUCAUGAUAGACGUACUUCAAUUACCAUCAGCAAGUCUUCUCGUGUGCAUUAUGAUAUGUUUGGCUCUAUCAGCAGCAGUCAAUCCAGUGUGCCGCGCUAUAGUCUUUCUGAUUAAGUUCAACAUCACUGUAUAUACCCUCCUCCCAAACUACUGAGACAACUUUUCAACAGCAUUUAUUAAUUAUACAUACAACAAUUUGCAUCGACGAUUUUUUAUUUUAUUUUAUUUUCUUUUUUAUAUCUUGACGUUGACUAUAAACAACCUUGAAAAGACUGUUCCU
This is a messenger RNA of Gilbertella persicaria, 521 nucleotides long. RefSeq lists its product as uncharacterized. The record is from RefSeq and is a predicted model, not a curated record. Lineage: Eukaryota; Fungi; Mucoromycota; Mucoromycetes; Mucorales; Choanephoraceae. The transcript is spliced from 2 exons. The coding region runs from base 59 to 355 and encodes 98 amino acids.